This is a messenger RNA of Lycium barbarum (goji berry), 732 nucleotides long. RefSeq lists its product as uncharacterized. The coding region runs from base 1 to 732 and encodes 243 amino acids. The record is from RefSeq and is a predicted model, not a curated record. The transcript is spliced from 2 exons. Lineage: Eukaryota; Viridiplantae; Streptophyta; Magnoliopsida; Solanales; Solanaceae.
AUGGUUUCACAUUCUCAUGAAGAUUUGUCUACCAAAUUUGAUGGAAAAAACUAUCCUAUGUGGGAAUUUCAUUUUCGUAUCUUUGUUCAAGGGAAAGACUUGUUUGGAAUGUUGGAUGGAUCAAGAACUGAUCCAAACAAAGAUAAGGAAAAACAAGUUUGGCAUGCUAACAAUGCUCGUGUCAUUUCAUGGAUACUCAAUUCCGUACACGCAAAUGUUGCAUUGAGUCUGCGUCCGUUCAAUCUGGCAUCGAAGAUGUGGAAGCAUUUCAAAAAGAAUACAAGCAGGAAGACAAAGACAUUCAGAGAUUAUUCGGGACUUAUGGCAAUCUGGUCAGAACAGGACCAAAGUUUUGGAGGAAACCUUUCUUCCACAGGUCUCAAAGAAGUUAUGCUGGAGAAGAAGAAGACGCGGGUUGUUCAAUUUCUCAUGAAAUUGAGACCUGACUUUGAACCUAUUAGAGCAAACAUUCUUAACAGAGAAACUCUACCGGACAUUGAUGUGGUUUUCGGAGAACUUGUACGUGAGGAGACCCAGAUGAAUACUCAAGCAGCCAUGGAUUCAUCCUACACAGUUGACACGGCUAUGUAUGCAUCAAAGGUAAAUUCUACACUCAGAAUUCAUUUCAAAAGUCUUGACCACAAUGCUUUGAGUGCAAAGAGUAUGGUCAUAUUGCAUCACAUUGCAAGAAGAGAAAUAUAUGUAUUUAUUGCAAGAAGCCUGGCCAUAUAA